This is a messenger RNA of Capra hircus (goat), 1923 nucleotides long. It is a transcript of the gene KLHL35, whose product is annotated as kelch like family member 35. Lineage: Eukaryota; Metazoa; Chordata; Mammalia; Artiodactyla; Bovidae. The transcript is spliced from 6 exons. The record is from RefSeq and is a predicted model, not a curated record. Bases 1 to 1743 code for a protein of 580 amino acids. Gene Ontology annotation, molecular function: protein binding.
AUGCUGAACGGCCCGGUGUUGGAGGAGUCGGAGUGGGGCUCCGAGGCGCCAUGCGCGGGGUCCUGCCACGCGCAGCGUGUCCUGCAGACCCUGAACGCGUACCGGCGGAGCGGCAUCCUCACCGACGUGGUGCUGCGAGCCGGCGGCCGCGACUUCCCGUGCCACCGCGCGGCGCUUAGCGCGGGCAGUGCCUACUUCCGCAGCUUGUUCGCGGCCGGGCGGCCAGAGCGUGGUCUGGCCGUGGUGCCCGUGGUGCCCGAGGCGCCAGGCCCCGCCGGGACAGCGGUGGCGACGGCCCUGGCCGUAGUGCUCGACUACGUGUACUGCGCGGGCGUGCGGUUGCGCGCCGAGGACGAGGCGGCCGCGGUGCUGGCGCUGGCUGAGCGGCUGGGCGUGGCGGGCCUGCGUGAGGCCUGCGCGCGCUUCCUCGAGGGUCGCCUGCGCGCCGCUAACAGCCUGGCGCUGCGCCGCGUGGCCGCCGCCUUCUCCCUCGCCUCUCUGGCUGAGCGCUGCGGCCGCGUGCUGCGCCAGGCGUUCGCCGAAGUGGCGCGCCACGCUGACUUCCUGGAGCUGACGCCUGACGAGGUGGCAGCGCUGCUGGCAGACCCGGCGCUGGGCGUGGCGCAUGAGGAGGCCGUGUUCGAGGCGGCCAUGCGCUGGGUGCGCCACGACGCGCCGGCCCGCCGCGGCCAGCUGCGGCGCCUGCUGGAGCACGUGCGACUGCCCCUUCUGGCGCCCGCCUACUUCCUGGAGAAAGUGGAGGCCGAUGAGUUGCUGCAGGCCUGCAGCGAGUGCCGCCCGCUGCUUCUAGAGGCCCGCGCCUGUUUCAUCCUGGGCCGCGAGUCUAGCGCACUUCGAGCCCGACCGCGGAGAUUCAUGGACCUAGCUGAAAUGAUCGUGGUCAUCGGUGGUUGUGACCGAAAGGGGCUCCUGAAGCUGCCCUUCACCGACGCCUACCAUCCAGACAGCCGGCGCUGGACCCCGCUGCCCAGCUUGCCCGGCUAUGCUCGCUCAGAGUUCGCAACGUGUACUCUCCGCAAUGACAUCUAUGUUUCUGGAGGCCACAUCAACAGCCGUGAUGUGUGGAUGUUCAGCUCCCAUCUGCACACCUGGAUCAAAGUGGCCUCGCUGCGCAGGGGCCGGUGGAGACACAAGAUGGCGGUGGUGCAGGGGCAGCUGUUCGUAGUGGGCGGCUUCGAUGGCCUGCGUCGACUGCACAGCGUGGAACGCUACGAUCCCUUCUCCAACACCUGGGCGUCGGCGGCCCCUCUCCCCGAGGCAGUAAGCUCAGCCGCUGUGGCCCCCUGCGAGGGCCGGCUCUACGUGAUCGGGGGCGCUGGGCAGGAUGGCGUCAGCACCAACAAGGUGCAGUGCUUUGAUUCCAAGGAGGACCGGUGGAGCCUGCGGUCACCGGCUCCCUUCUCACAGCGGUGCCUUGACGCUGUCUCCCUGGAGAACACCAUCUAUGUGGUUGGCGGCCUUAUGAGCAAAAUCUUCACCUACGACCCUGGCACAGAUGUCUGGGGGGAGGCAGCUGUCCUCCCCAGCCCUGUGGAGAGCUGUGGCGUGACUGUGUGUGAUGGGAAAGUCCACAUCCUCGGCGGGCGGGAUGAUCACGGGGAAAGCACCGACAGGGUCUUCACCUUUGACCCCAGCAGUGGGCAGGUGGAGGCCCAGCCGUCCCUGCAGCGCUGCACGAGCUCCCAUGGCUGCGUCACCAUCGUCCAGAGCCUGGGCAGGUGACGCAUACUUGAGGCAGGAGGUGGGAGGGGAGGGAGAACUCAGGCUCACCACUGCUCCCUUUAUGACACCUCCAUGUAAACAGCAUCUUAACUUACUGCCCCUUUUCUUGUAGAAAUAAAACCUUCUUCAAAGGUCGAGUCUGUAUUCCCGCUCAAGCCUCCUUUGCCUGGAGAAGUAAUG